AUGUUCCGUAAUAACUUGAAUAAAUUUGUUUAUAACAAUUAUAGGUGUUUUUCAACCAGUUCUAACUAUGACCUGGUCGUGCUCGGCGGAGGGCCGGGAGGAUACACAAUGGCCAUCAAAGCGGCUCAACAUAACCUCAAGGUGGCAGUGGUUGAGAAGAGAACCACCCUGGGAGGAACGUGCCUGAAUUGCGGCUGUAUUCCGUCCAAGUCCCUGCUGAACACGUCGCACCUUUUUGAGAAACUAAAACAUGGAGUCAAUGGAGUAACGACCUCCGGACUGCAAGUUGACGUGUCAAAAAUGAUGGCGGAGAAGGAGAAUGUGAUUAAGUCGCUGAAUACGGGAAUAUUCGGACUGUUCAAGAAGAACAAAGUGGAUUUUUUCAAUGGAACGGGAAAGUUUAAGGGCGGAAACCAUGUGGAAGUGGGUCAACAGGUGUUGACAGGCAAGAACCUGGUGAUAGCGACGGGCUCGGAAGUGACGCCGUUCCCACACGAGUCCCUGAAGGUGGAUGGAAAGUUCGUUAUUUCAUCGACGGAGGCACUCUGUCUCUCGCAGGUGCCAAAGAAGCUGCUGGUGAUAGGAGCAGGAGCAAUUGGCCUUGAGUUGGCCUCAGUCUGGAGUAGGUUGGGCUCGAGCGUGGAGAUUUUUGAGUUCAACCCGGUGGUCUGCUCAAUAAUGGAUGUGGAUGUUUCGAAUACAAUAAAGAAGGUGCUGGAGAAGCAGGGCGUGGUCAUACACACCAACGCCCAAGUGCUGAACGCAAAGGUGUCAAACAACACAGUGCUACUCAACGCAAAGGUGGGAGGGGAGGAUAAAACCUUCGUCGGGGACAAAGUGUUGGUGGCCAUGGGAAGGAGAGCUUACACGGAAGGGCUCGGGCUGGAUAAGCUGGGAGUAGCACUGGACAGAGGAAAGGUGCCAACCGACGGAAGUAUGCGAGUGCUUAGGAACAAGGACGACCCGAAGAGCGUGGCAGAAAACGUGUACGCAAUCGGAGAUGUAACCUACGGUCCAAUGCUGGCACACAAGGCGGAGGAGGACGGUUUAGUGGCGCUGGGCGACAUUCUGCAAAAGGACCUGGUCGACGCAGACCACGACCUCAUACCCUCAGUGAUAUACACGGACCCCGAGAUAUCAGGGCUGGGAGUGACUGAGCAGUACCUGACGAGCAACAAGAUGCCGUACAAAAAGAGCCUCUUCCCGUUCGCGGCGAACAGCAGAGCGAAAAUAUACGGCGAGACUGACGGGUUCGUGAAGUUGCUGGCUGACGAGGCCAACAGGCUGCUGGGAGCGUGGCUGGUAGGGCCUCACGCGUCAGAGAUGGUUCACCAGCUGGCUCUGGCGAUAAAGUACGGGGCAACGUCCGAGGACGUGGCGAGGGUGUGUUUUGCGCACCCGUCGCUGUCGGAGGCCGUGAAGGAGAGUGCUCUGGGAAUCCACUUCAAGCCCUUACACUUUUAA
This is a messenger RNA of Theileria orientalis strain Shintoku, 1464 nucleotides long. RefSeq names its product dihydrolipoyl dehydrogenase. NCBI's taxonomy places the organism in Eukaryota, Apicomplexa, Aconoidasida, Piroplasmida, Theileriidae. The record is from RefSeq and is a predicted model, not a curated record. Bases 1 to 1464 code for a protein of 487 amino acids. Gene Ontology annotation, molecular function: flavin adenine dinucleotide binding; dihydrolipoyl dehydrogenase (NADH) activity. The transcript has 5 exons. Gene Ontology annotation, cellular component: mitochondrion; oxoglutarate dehydrogenase complex.